Molecule: messenger RNA, 5160 nt
Organism: Aphis gossypii (cotton aphid)
Lineage: Eukaryota; Metazoa; Arthropoda; Insecta; Hemiptera; Aphididae
Gene: RpI1
Product: DNA-directed RNA polymerase I subunit RPA1
Exons: 9
Coding region: 160-5094 (1644 amino acids)
Biological process (GO): DNA-templated transcription
Cellular component (GO): RNA polymerase I complex
Molecular function (GO): DNA binding; DNA-directed RNA polymerase activity
Source: RefSeq, a predicted model, not a curated record
UACUGUACAAGUUACAACUACAGACUGUUAACUGGUCAUUGACUAUUGAGACUGAUGUACGGAUGAACCGAUUUAUCACGGUGUCCUCCCCGUUCCUUUUGUAAUUUACUCGACGGUUGAUUCGCGUUUUUUUUCUUACUGAUCAUUUAAUUGUUCGAAAUGUUUUACCAUAAUUUUUACAAUGUGGAUCCGUUUAAGCCCACCAGUAUGGAAUUUAAUAUGUUUUCAUCGGAAGAAGUAAAAAAACUGUCAGUGGCACGUAUAGAUUCCCUUAUAUCAUUUACUCCUUUGGGCGAACCCGUACCCGGAGGAUUAUAUGAUGCGCGUCUCGGGUCUAUUCAUACAAACAGUGGCAAGUGCUCAACUUGUAAUCAAAAUGCAGUUCUGUGUUCUGGCCAUUUUGGUCAUAUUGAGUUACCUUGCCCAGUAAUCAAUCCAAUAUUUACCGCAGCAGUCAUUCACAUACUCAAGAUUAGCUGUUUAUCGUGCUACAAAGUAUUGUUACCACGAGAAACUACUAUAUUGUUGGCAGCACAGUUAAAGCUCCUUGAUAAUGGUCAACUUACAGAUGCCCACGACUUGGCCACAGAAAUAAAUGGUCUGAGUGAAGAUGACGAUAGAAAUUUGUCUGUUGAAGAACUAGAAACAUUUAUCAGUUUAUAUUUAAAAGAACGUUUACAAGAAAAUGAUGGGUCUUAUGUGAAGAGUGCUGAUGAAGUACGACAGGCUUUCAUUGCUGAAACCAUGAAUCAAGUUGCUCGACGAACUGGAUGUAUGCAUUGUAAACAACCACUUUCAUCUAUUUCUAAAUCAUUUUCAACAAUUACUAUUUCUCAUGCAGUUAAAUCAAAAAAAGAUAAAAAAAUUAAAGAAUAUUUGUUUCCAACAGAUAUAAGAGAGCAUAUGAGACAACUGUGGAUCAAUGAAAAACAUUUUAUAAGUGCUUUAUUACCAGUCUUAGCUGGUUUGAAAGUUGAAUAUCCUACAGAUAUUUGUUUUAUGUCUGAAGUACUUGUUACCCCUUCUAAUAUUCGUCCUAACUUAAUGGUUAAAGGAAAACUAAUCGAGAGUCCUAGAAAUUCAACUUACAAGUCUAUUUUACGAGAAGCCAAGGUAAUUCAAUAUAUAUGGUUAUUACGGGAUCAAAAAGAAGGCCAAGAAAUUUCAUCAGAAAUUACUGAACUUGUCAAUGAAAGUCAAGGAAAAGAUAGUGUAGAAAAGAUCCAAAUUAGUAUGCAUAAUUUACAAAUGUGUGUUGAUGCUCUUUUGGAUGGAAGUUUGUAUAAAUCUUAUAAUAUUAAAGAUCAAACAAUUAGAAUCGGGUUAAAACAAUUAUUGGAAAAAAAAUCUGGUAUUAUACGUCAAAAUAUGAUGGGUAAACGUGUUGAUUAUUUUGCACGUUCGGUUAUUACACCCGAUCCUUAUUUAGACACUGAUGAAAUUGGCAUACCAGUUGAAUUUGCUAAAAAAUUAACUUAUCCUGUAGCUGUUACUGACUGGAACAAUAAAGGAUUACAUGGAGUUGUAUUAAAUGGCCCAAAUCAUUAUCCAGGUGCAAAUAUGAUUGAAACAGAUGAAGGAAUUGUAAAAUGGUUAUCUGCUACAAACAAAUCACGCAGAGAAGCUUUAUCAAAAACCCUUUUUUACAAAGGUCCAAAUUCUAGAGGUCCUCAAAUUGUUCAUAGACAUGUGAUUGAUGGGGAUAUGAUGCUUGUUAAUCGACAGCCAUCUUUACACAAACCUAGUAUUAUGGCACAUAGAGUUAAGGUUUUAAAAGGAGAAAAAACAUUAAGAUUACAUUAUGCUAAUUGUAAAGCUUAUAAUGCUGAUUUUGAUGGUGAUGAAAUGAAUGCUCAUUUACCUCAAAGUGAAUUAGCAAAGUGUGAAGCUAAGGAAUUAGCCAGUGCUGUUUACCAAUAUUUAGUACCUCGUGAUGGUACUCCAUUAAGUGGACUUAUACAAGAUCAUAUUAUAUCAAGUGUGAGAAUGACUAUCAGAGGACGUUUUUUUACUCGAAGAGAGUAUAUGCAUUUUGUAUAUCAAGCAUUAAGUUCAUUAGAUCGUGAAAUUAAGACUGUUCCUCCAGCUAUCAUUAAACCUGUAAUGUUAUGGUCUGGUAAACAAAUUAUUUCUACAUUAAUUAUUAACUUGACUCCUUUUAAUCAAAAAACAUUCAUAAAUUUAAUGUCCAAAUCUAAACUUGAACAAAAAUGUUGGAGAAAUCCAAAUAAUUAUGAAUACCCAGAUUUAUUAUCUGAAUUCAAUUUUAUUGUACGGAAUGGUAAUUUAUUAUCAGGAAUUCUUGACAAAAAUCAUAUUGGUGCUUCUACUUACAGUUUGGUGCAUUGUUUCUUUGAACUAUAUGGUGGAAAAUAUUCAGCACAGUUACUAAGUGCAUUCAGUAAAUUAUUUACUGUUUAUCUACAAUGCGAUGCCUUUACUUUAGGCGUAGAAGAUAUAUUAGUGACUGAAAAAGCUGAUCAUCUACGUCAAACUGCUAUUGAUGAAUCUAAAACUGCUGGAACAUUAGCUGCUCAAGAAUCUCUUGGUAUUGAAUAUAUAGACGAAGAAGCAAUGAAUAUUAAAUUAGCCGAAUCAUACAGCAAAAGUAACCACUUCGCCAUACUAGUUGAUAGAAAUUACAAAAAACAUCUACAGCCAUUUACUAAUAAAAUAACUAGAGCUUGUAUCCCCAAAGGAUUACUUCAACCGUUCCCUAAUAAUAACUUACAGCUAAUGGUACAAUCGGGAGCAAAAGGAUCUACUGUAAACACUAUACAGAUAUCAUGUUGUUUAGGGCAAAUUGAGUUAGAAGGUAAAAGACCACCUAUGAUGAUAUCUGGUAGAACUUUACCAAGUUUUCCGCCAUUUGAUACACUACCUAAAGCUGGAGGAUUUAUAGGUAGUAGAUUUAUGACUGGCAUUCAACCCCAAGAAUUUUUUUUUCAUUGCAUGGCUGGGCGUGAAGGUCUUAUCGAUACAGCUGUUAAAACAAGUAGAAGUGGUUAUUUACAGCGUUGCUUGAUUAAACAUCUUGAAAGCCUCAUUGUCAAUUAUGAUAUGACUGUUAGAGAUAGCAAUGGAAGUAUUGUGCAGUAUUUAUAUGGUGAGGAUGGUUUAGAAGUUACCAAAAGCAGUUUUUGCAAUGAAAAGCAGUUUGGUUUCCUAGCUAGCAAUGUAAAUUCUUUCAAAGCUCUUAAAAAAAUCAGAAAUGAUGAAUGUUACAAAGAACUUGAUAAAAAACUAGAAGAAAUCAAGUCUGCUAUGAAAAUAAAAAAAACUAUAAAUAGGGAAAGUGAAUUUUUAAGUUGGUGUAAACAAACUUCUAAAGUAAAAAAGAAUUCAAAAAUUAAAAAUGGUCGUUGUGCACAAGACUUAAGAAUGUGUAAAAAGUGGUAUGAAAUGGAUGAAGAUGUUAAAAAGUCUUAUACUGAAAACAUACAAAGAAUACCUGAUCCUGUUGGAGCAACUUUUCACCCUGGAGGACACUAUGGCUUAUUAUCAGAAAAAAUGGAUUCAUCAAUUAAUAAAUAUUUUGAUACUAAUAAUGGAUUGAAUGACGAUGACAAACUAAUUGCAAAAGAAUCAAUUCGUCUCAAAGCUAUGGCAGCCACAGCUGCAGCUGGUGAACCAGUGGGUUGUAUUGCUGCCCAAUCUGUGGGCGAACCAUCAACACAGAUGACAUUGAAUACUUUUCACUUUGCUGGUCGUGGUGAAAUGAAUGUCACCCUAGGUAUUCCUAGACUACGUGAGAUAUUAAUGAUGGCUACAAAAACUAUUAAAACUCCAUCAAUGGAAAUACCAUUUUUCCCGUCUGAAAAUGUUCAAAAUGAAGCAGAAUUUUUAAGGAAAUUAAUGACUAAAAUAACAUUGAAAGAUGUUUUAUCAAAAGUUCAAGUUCGAGAAAAAGUAAUAUUAAAUCCAGUUAGACAUAUGCAAUAUGAUUUAACAUUGCAUUUAUUACCACAUCGUUGCUAUGAAUCUAUAACCCAUGUAACACCAAGAGCUGUCAUGAGAUUCAUUAAAAAUACAUUUUCAGAAAACUUAAAAAGAAUGUUCGUUAAAAAUUUGUCAAAAAAUUUUAGUGGAGAAUUAAUUUCUGAACAAACUAAAAAUGCGAUUAAAAUAAAUAGAGAAAAGAAUAAUGACAAUGAUGAAAAUGCAUUAUUAGAUGGAAUUGAACCCCAAGAAACUAAAACUAAAAAUCAAGUUGAUUCUGAUAGUGAAUCUGAAGCUGGUGAAUUUGAUUCAGCGGCCAUGAAAAGAAAAGCACAGACAGAAGAGUAUGAUUAUGAAAAAGAUGAAGAUGAUCCAAUGAGUGAUGAAGAAGCUGAGAUAAAUGAAAAACAAAACGAAUGUGAUACCUCAGAUAUUAUAAAAAAUAAACUUAUUAAUGAUAAAGAUAGUAUAUUAAAUAGUGAAAUUGACUUAGAAGAUGAAAAUAAUGAAGAUUUUAUUAAUAAUAAAGAUUAUUCUCAAAUUGUAAUCGAUGUCAAAUGUGAUAAGAAACCAUAUAAAUUUGCUUAUAUUCAAGUAUCUAUACCUUUGGAAUUCAAAAGAAUAGACUUAACAGCUUUAAUUAAAGAUUUGAUGGAUCGAGUGAUUAUUCACGAAAUACCUGGUAUCAAUAGAGCUAUUUUAACUGAAGAAGACGAUAAAAUAAUAUUAAAAACUGAGGGUUCACGUGGUGUAGCAGAGCUUUUUAGGUUUAAUAAUAUUUUAAACUUAAAUUCAUUAUACUGUAAUGAUAUACAAAUGAUGUUGAACACAUAUGGUAUAGAAGCAGCCAACAGGGUUAUUAUUAAAGAAGUAAAAAAUGUAUUUAAGGUUUAUGGUAUUAAUGUAGAUACCCGACAUUUAUCAUUAAUAGCUGAUUAUAUGACUUAUGAUGGCAAGUAUAAAGCAUUAAAUAGAGUUGGUAUGAAUGGCUGCCCAUCACCAUUGCAACAAAUGUCAUUUGAAUCUACUCUUAAUUAUUUGAAAAAAUCUACAGUUCGAGGAUUAAAAGAUAAUCUAGUUUCACCUUCGAGUACUCUUAUUAUUGGUCAACAAGCUCAAAUUGGAAGUGGACUUGUUAAAUUAUUAUGGCAAUAAUUUCACUAGAAAUUGUAAUAACUGAUCUUUUAAUUUUGUUAUUUUAAAUAAAGUAUGUAUUUUUAA